AAACUAUUGGACUGCGUACACAGGAAGGAAGGUUCUGUCUUCAGGGAAACACGCGUUUUGGAGGAGAUGGUGCGGUUCAAAUCCAGGUACCUCCUGUGCGAGGUUUCUUUCGCCGACCCCCGCUCCAGGCAGUGUCUGGAGGAGAGGGCAGUUUUCUCUGCAGUGAGGGACGCGAUCGCCCGGGCUCACGGCGACUACGGAGCGGCAUGCUGCGCGGUCUCCUUUGCAGUGAAGUACCUCAACGCUUACACUGGGAUCCUGCUUCUGCGCUGCCGCAAGGAACACUACCGGCUGCUGUGGUCAGCGCUCCCGUUCAUCAACCACCUGGAGAGCCGGGGGCAGAGGCAGCCCUGUCGCAUCAGCAGCAUCCAUGUGGGCGGUACGAUCCGAACGUGCCAGCGGUUCUUGAUCCGGUAUAACAGACAGCAGCUGCUGAGGAUGCUGCCAGGCUGUCAGAGUGAAGAGGAGCGGGCGUCGGUGCACAGGGCAGUGCUGAGCUGCUCGCUGAAGCAGCUUGAGGAAGAAGGCUCUCGGGAUGAAGACUCUGACUGACUGACUGGCUCUCCAGUGUCUCCUGGAUGAAGGAGGCUGCCUUCCCAGACACCUACAGGACGAGCACCCAGACCAAACACCUGCUGCUCACACACUGCGGGGGAACGGCCUGUUGUCAGAUUCAGGACCCCAGUUCCUCAGCAGCUUAAACCACUGAAGACUUUACUGCAACCUUAAAAUGACAUUCACUGAAGACCACAAGAAAGGCUGGUUUCACAAAACCUGCCUUACCUAAGGUAACAGUGGUUGGACAGAGAACAUUCAAAUGUGUUUUAGUUUUCCUCAGGAGUUCACUGCUGUGUUACGUGUAUCGUGUAAAUCAAUUCCAUUACAUUAAAGGACAUUUCACCUUUUUAGACCGGAAGACAGCAAUGUUAUUUAAAUGACAUUACUCCCUUAGGGUUACCAGCAGUCAGAACAGAUGGUGUGCAACUGCCCUGCUGACUUGCAGAAUCAUGCUUGUACACAGACCACCAAGAAUAUUACUCUCAGUCCGUUCUCAUCUUGAAGUGGCAAGAGUUUAUUAACAUGCUGAACAAAUCAGUGUUUUAACUGGAACAUCUUGACACUUAGAGGAAAAUACUUUCUUUACCCUCAAACUAACACGGUUCAAGCCAGACCCAGAUUUACCAACAUAUCUAAAAUGGAUUUUCAUUAUAAUCCAGUUGUAUAGGACAAAACCAGUUUCCAGUGCAUGAAGGUGGGUAGGGAUUCAUUCCCUGCUCGUUCAGGAACAGUCCCAAUAACAACACCACCAAAAAAAAAUAAAUAAUAAUAAAGUAUCACUCCAAGGCUUUGAUUAUGCAUAUUAUUUUAUUCCAUCAAACUGUUGGCUUAAACUUUCUCACAAGUGACAAAAUUAAACUUUUUUUUUGUCUAACUCAAAAUAAAAGAUGGGGGGGAACAAAAAACCCACAAAUCAAGCUGCAGAAAACGUUAAAUGACGGCUGCAACCCAGAACAGGCAGGUUUGCAAAUAGUGAUUCAAGCUUGAAGAAUGGAGACUCCGUUGUGUGCUGGGGCCGGGUCUCGUUCUACCUCCACUGGGUCUCAGAGAAAGAAUACCAGGGAUUA
This is a messenger RNA of Polyodon spathula (Mississippi paddlefish), 1625 nucleotides long. It is a transcript of the gene pop5, whose product is annotated as POP5 homolog, ribonuclease P/MRP subunit. The record is from RefSeq and is a predicted model, not a curated record. NCBI's taxonomy places the organism in Eukaryota, Metazoa, Chordata, Actinopteri, Acipenseriformes, Polyodontidae. Gene Ontology annotation, molecular function: ribonuclease P RNA binding. The transcript has 5 exons. Bases 67 to 552 code for a protein of 161 amino acids. Gene Ontology annotation, cellular component: ribonuclease P complex. Gene Ontology annotation, biological process: tRNA 5'-leader removal.